UUUUGGGUAAUGAUAAUUUUAUUAAGUAAUAAUUUUAUUAAGUAAUUGAAAUAAAUGAGAGAAAAAAGUUUUCUUUUUUGGAACCAAAUUAUUAUUUGAAAGGAAAAAUUCACCGGUAUCUCUAUAUUUGGACUAUUUUACAAUCUAUGUUUAUAAUUUCAUAAAUUAUCCAAGUACAUUUUUCUAUUUUUAAAAGAAAUAAACACAAUAUCAUUAUAAUUUCCUUUUCUUAUCAUUUUCAAAAUCUUUCCAUCUCUAUGAUUUUUAAAUUUUGAAAAAACUAGCCGUUGGAAAAUUUAUAAGAAAGUAAACAAUUAGGUCUCUUAAUAUGUAUAUAUAUAUACAUAUAAUUUACUACACAAAUCAAACCCAAAAAUAAAAUACUAAAAUCUUUUUAAGAUUUCUUCUUCAAUAGCAAAAAGAUUGAGACAAAAUCUUUGGUUUAGCUUUUGAAAAUCUAAUUUUGCUGAGAUUCUCCUAAAUAUCUUUUGAAAAAUAUGAUUUCUGUUAAUUGUGCAGCUUGCCAGUAUUUGAAAAAGAAGUGUCAUUUUGAUUGCAUUUUCUAUCCUUACUUCCCUUCCAAUAAUCCUGAAAGAUUUGCAUGUGUUCAUCGGAUCUAUGGUGCUAAAAAUAUUAGGAAAAUGCUCCAGCAAUUGCCAAUUCAUCUGAGAGUUGAAGCAGCAGAGUCAUUGUAUUAUGAAGCAAAAUGUAGAAUUGAAGAUCCAAUAUACGGUUGUGCAGGGAUUAUUUCUCAAUUACAUCAACAAAUACACAAUGCAGAGAGUCAAGUAGCAAAAAUCAGAGCACAGAUUGCCUUCCUCAAUUCUAAUGCACAUGAAAUGGAAUCCAACACCAACAAUCUUAUUCAGGGACACAGCAAUAUUGGAUAGUAUCAAUUUCAAACUCCCUAGUCAAUCUAGAAUAAUUAAUAUAUAUUUUGGUCAAUAACACGGUUUAGAUUAAUACAUUUUUAAUAUUUAUUAUGCAAAAUUUUAGAAGUUCUUCACUUUGCAAUAUAGUUAAGUUUUAAAAUUGCAUUAGAAAAACCUUACAAGCAGUUAGGCUGCUACUGGAUUGUUCACUAGAAAUAAAAUUAUUAUAUUUAAGCUUUUGUUGUUAUUCGUGACAUAUAAAUACAUCAUAAACAUUUU
Ziziphus jujuba (common jujube) is the source of this 1151-nucleotide messenger RNA. Its product is annotated as LOB domain-containing protein 24-like. The record is from RefSeq and is a predicted model, not a curated record. Bases 498 to 890 code for a protein of 130 amino acids. The transcript has 2 exons. Lineage: Eukaryota; Viridiplantae; Streptophyta; Magnoliopsida; Rosales; Rhamnaceae.